UUGAACGACAAUGUCCCCGUGCCUGUGCCGGGCAAGGGCGAGGUGCUGGUUCGCGUGCGCGCGGCGAGCAUCAAUCCGGGCGACUGGAAGGUGCAGUCGGGACUCAUCCCCUUCCUGCCGCGCCACUUCCCCGCCACCGCUGGGUACGACCUGGCAGGCAACGUGGUGGCAGUGGGGUCUGGCGUUACCAAGUACUCUGUGGGAGAUGCCGUUUUUGGAAGGGCACCGUUCUUCAAAAUGGGCGCCCUGGCACAAUACGCCAUAGUGGAAACUGCCUUCAGCGCACACAAGCCCUCCUCCCUCACCUUCGAAACUGCUGCUGCGCUUCCCGUCGUCGGUCUCACCGCCCUGCAAGCUGUGAGGGACUGCGCUGGCCUGCCCCUCCCUGCAAGCCGUGAAGAACCCAAACCGGGUUUUGAGUUGCCUCAAGAACUGAGUGCAGAGCACAGCACUGGUAGCAGUGGUAAGGCCGAGAGCAACAGCACUAUCUCCGGUACCAGCACAAGCAGGAACGAUGGCAGCGGGAAGAGGGCACGGGUGUUGGUGGCGAAUGCAUCAGGGGGAGUGGGGCAUAUGGCAGUGCAGCUGGCUAAGGCAGCAGGGGCACACGUGACUGCCACUGUAGGCGCUCGCAACCUCGCCUUCGCACGGAACAUGCUUGGAGCAGACGAGGUCUUUGACUACAACUCAGCUGCAGGGAAGCAGCUCUUCUCUUCUGCAUCCUCUUCCCCUUCGCCUGUUACCAGCCUUUCUGCUCCUGCUGCUGCACAGGUUGCUUCAUCUGCUGAUCCGCCUAUCACUGGGCUGUAUGAUGCGGUGGUUGAUUUCUCUCCCAGCAGUCUGGCUGUUUCCGCUGUGGACAGGGUUCUCCGUCCCCAAGGGAGGUGGGUGCAUGUGGAGCUUCCGCUCUCUCUGCUCGCUCUGGGACUGUGGCGCCGCCUUGCGCGACGCCCCAGGAGAUUGUGGCCUGUGAUGAUGGAAAUGAUGGAGAGCAAGGGGGCUGAUCUGGAGGUGCUUGGGAGGAUGGCGGAGGAGGGCAAGGUGAGGGUGGUGGUGGAGAGUAGUGUGGCGUUUGAAGAGGCGAGAGAGGCGUGGCGGAGGAGCAUGGGAGGGCAUGUGACAGGCAAGGUGGUGGUCAGGAUGGAGUGA
Messenger RNA from Closterium sp. Yama58-4, 1149 nucleotides. Lineage: Eukaryota; Viridiplantae; Streptophyta; Zygnematophyceae; Desmidiales; Closteriaceae. The record is from the annotation of a GenBank genome assembly.